Rotaria sp. Silwood1 is the source of this 4255-nucleotide messenger RNA. The record is from the annotation of a GenBank genome assembly. Lineage: Eukaryota; Metazoa; Rotifera; Eurotatoria; Philodinida; Philodinidae.
AUGAAUGAUAUUUAUAAUGAAAGAACAAGAAAUGUUAAGAUCGGACUUUUAGAUAAAAAAGAUUAUGAUACAUUGUUAAGUAAUAAAACGGUUAAUUUGAUGGGUCAACUAUAUGAUGUUAGUGAAUUCCUUCCAGCACCACAAAUUCUGAUUUGUGGACGAUGUAAUCAACUAGGACAUACGAAAAAAGUAUGUCAAAAUUCAUCAUUUGAUAUCUGUCAUCGAUGUAGUGGUAAUCGUACAAAUAUUGAUGAACAUAAAGAAUGUCCUAUUAAAUGUCAUCACUGUGGAGCAGAACAUUUAUCGACAAAUUAUAAAUGUCCAUUAUUAAAUAAUUACCGUAAACAAAUAAUAAAUGAAUUGAGAAAACAUCCUGAAAAACUUCUUCAAAAGAUUCAACUAUUUAUUCCAUCUGAAUAUCGUAAUCAAAAUGAUAAAACAAAAGUAAUUCAGAAUAAAUCAAUGUAUCAUCACCAGCAACAACAACAUAAUUGUAGAGAUGAUUAUAAUCAAUGGCCUUUACUUACUUCAUCAAGAACAACUAAUACAACAAUGAACUACAAUAUGAACGAAUUAAUUAAAUCAUUUAAUGAUGAAUUAAGUGAAUUGAAGAAAGAAUAUAAAGAAGAUCAACAAAGAUAUAAAGAAAAGUACAAAGAACAUAUAGAUUCAAUAAAUCAGACAUGGCGAUCAUACAACAACAGCAACAUCAAAUGAUCACGACAUUGACUAAUACUAUUAAAAAAAUAAUUUUUUUCCAUGCAUGACAACAACAACAACAAUUUGUAAUGCAAUAAAUAAAAUAAAAAUGAAAGUCAAUUACAAUAAUUUGGAUGAUGAUAUGCAACAAUUAACAAAUCAAGCUGAAUUUAUAAAAGAAGCCGAAUCUUCUUUUUCUAAACACAUCAACUCAUUGCAAUAAUUAAUUCAUAAACAAAAUGAAACAGUAAAUAAAGGAUUCGGCAUGGCCGCGCAUCGGUCACCCUACCAUGAGGAAGGUUUAUACGCACUAAAAAUAAAGAAAACUCUCUCCAAAUCCAAAAUUUCACUACUCACAAAUUAUGAAACACGUGGCAACUUCUGAGAUACGUUGUUGAUUGGUUAUAUAAACCGUAUUUUUCCUCCAAUAAGUGUCUGAAAACGGAUUUUUUGACGAAUUUCACCAAAAAACUAUCCGUUCUGAGUCCCAUUAUAUUUCAUUUUUUGUCCAAAAAACAGGCAGAAUUUUAAUGUCAUUCUGCGUUGAACGUGAAGCUGAUAUUCUUGCGCGAUAGAACUAUCUCUGUACUAUUCGCGGAUACGAGAAAUGAUGAGUUUUCAUCAUGAUAAUUAAAAGCUGUAAGGUCCCUAACCGUCCCCGUUAGAAAGUCAAAAAAUAAUGAAAUUCCGUAACGAAGUGAAAUUCCGUAACGGACAGUAUUUACAGUUAUUUGAUUUGGUACAGCUAUGCUUUCUAGGAAAUGAAUUGAUAUUUUGAAAGCUCAUGGGAAACUGAAUAACUUUUAUAUAGACCAUUUAUUUGUAUGUCGUUUCGUUACGUAGUAAAAUGCUUAACUUCUGCAUCACCCUAAAAAAAAUUUCCAUUUUAUGAAAUUCCGUAACGGUCAAUAUUUGUUGAAUAACUCAACUAUGACUAGACAAAAAUAGAUAAAAUUUUUACUGAUAAUAGAUCUCAGCCAUCUCUAUCUACGAUAAAAAUUUUAGCAAGUUUGCCUUGAUUUUUGAGAAACUACAGGUGUCACAAUAUGAAAAAAUGAAAUUCCGUAACGCGCGGCCACGCCCGAUUAGGUAAUUUGCUUAAAGAUCCUAAUGCUGAUUAAAGACUUCAAAUACUGUGAUCCUAAACCGAAUUAUAACAUCAUCAACCAAUUUAAUGGAAAUACCAAUGAUAAAAACUGUUUGCUUUCUAUUGUAAGUGAGUGGAAUAGAAGAGCAUGUGUAUCUGAAUUAAGUAGAAUUUGGCGUAAAGAGAGAUCUCAGAAUAUUUCAGAAAAUCUGUCUAUUCUUCUAUGGAAUUGCGAGAGUCUGUUUACACACUUUUCGAAACUUGAUCUCCUUCUUUCUACAUACUGUCCUCAUGUGUGCAUUCUGACCGAAGUAGGAAAACAGAUACGUAAACUCUCUCACAUUCCGAAUUUUAAUUGGUUUAGUAAAAAAAGGAACUAAUAUUUUUGGAGGAGUUGCUUAUCUUGUUCAUAAUAAAUUUAACACUACAGUAAAAGCUGAAUCAGAAAACUUUCUUCUAUUAGAAAUUGAAAUAUUAAAUGAAAAAAUUUAUAUUGGUGCUAUUUACAUUCCACCUAACUGCAAUCCUUCUUUAGACUUGUUUGAUAAACACAAAGAGAAAGAAAUCUUUAUUUUUAGAGAUUUUAAUGCGAAAUAUGAAAAUUGGAGUUGUGUAAAGAACAACGUUAGUGGAAAUAGAGUGAAAGAAUGAGUGGAUGAGAAUGGAUUGGAAGUACUGCACUGUAAUAGUUAAACCUAUAAAAAAAUCAAAUUCUAUCAUCGAUUUUGGAAUAGGUAAAGAUAUAGAGAAAUGAAAGGUAAAUAGGUUACAAGAAGGACCUUCCGAUCACUAUCCAGUACUCUUUGUAUCUCCUUCUAUAUCAGAUGACAAAAGAGCUUUUAGAAAAACUAACCGGAAAUUAUUCAUAUUUUUUCUUCUUGCAGUUUAUCCAUAUUGGAAUUGCUUAGUUUACACCCUUGAAUUUAAUACUUUUUUCAACAUCUUUUCUGAGUUUCUUUCAGCUUUGCGCGAUAGAUGCAAUGAAUAUGAGAAUAUAAAAGAAAUUUCGCUCCCCUUGGACACUUUUUUUUGGUAAGUCUAGCAAAAUCAGUAAGUCAAACGAAAAGAAAAUUUAGAAAAACAAGAUUUCUGGGAGAUUAUUAUAAGUUUUAGAAACAAGAAAAAUAUGAGUGAAUUGCAACUUUUUGAUACAAUUGUCACAAAAAAAUGAAAGUGAAUCUAAACAACUUUUAAGUAGUGCAUUUUACGAUACUCUAUGCCUGUAGUACACAGCAAAAUUUUCCGAACACUUUAACAAGUAUCAAGCAAGAUAUACAAUAUAUAGUUCAAUUCCUGCUAAAUUCAUUGAUGAAAUGUCUUGCACAUAGAGAAAAACACUUGAGUCAUACUAUUAUUAUUACAAAGACAAUUAGUAGUCAAAUAUAUCUCAUAAUACAUGGAUUUGCUUGCUGCUCUCUGCCGAGUUUAAUUAUAUCCGAACAGACUAUUUGCGAGCAUAUUCAACUGGACAUAUUUGCAUAGAAAUCGUCACUCUACAUUCUUGUUGAAAAAACGACCCUCUACAUUUUUCAGUAUAUCGUAAACUUCUUUUGAACGGUACAUUACUUAAAGCUAAAAUUUUUAUCACUUGUAUAACUUUUAGUUUUGUAUCUACUGUAAAAAAUUCAACUAAAUUGAACAUACCGUUAGAGUUAUCGAAUGCACAAUUUUCAAAUCGUCACUCUACAAAGUGAGUAUCAUGACGUUGUUUUUCAAAAGUUCUGCUAUUUUCGAUUAGAAAUAAAGUUGAUAAAUAAGAACUUUUUUUUCAUCAAUUUUUGAGGUAAAGAGCCCUCUUUCUUUUUAUAUUAUCUAAAGACCAUUAGCUCUAUCAUCAACUGAAGUUAGAAUUGCAUUUCCGUCACUCUACAGAAUAAUGUACAAGUGUCUGUCAAACAAUAUGAACGUUAGGCGAGCGGAUGAAGAACGAAUAAAAUUUAAAUGAACAACACAUUUCGAUAGAGCGUCGAACGUUCUACAAGCUAGCCUAUUUAUAUUCUUUUUCUUUUAUUUUAUUGUAGUCAAAAAACUCCCUUCUCUUCGUAUAAGUUAUCGAAAAAUGACGUUUUUUCACAAUGUAUCUUUCAUAAGUUACCUAUAGUAUGAGAUAGAGAGCUGAAAUUUUGUGUGGGUAUGGGGCACUUAAGGAUUAGUGAAAUGUAAAAAACUUGUCGAAAUUGAACAAACAGAAAAAAAAGUUAUUCAAAAACUACAGCUAAAAUUCAAUUGUACCAAAAAGUUGCAAUUCACUCAUAUAUUCAGAAGAAAAACUAAAAUAUGAAUAUCAUAAAGCAGAGAAAAAAAUAGAACAUAUAAAAAAAGGUGAUAAUAUUUGGACAUAUAGCAAACAUUUAUUUCGUCCAUAUUCUCCCCCAUUUAGGGAUGUGCGGUGUCAGUGACAAAACCGAAAAAACUGGCACUUUUGUCACCGCCAGCGACGCUCAGUGCACACUGAUAGACUCAGUGUCA